This is a messenger RNA of Chanos chanos (milkfish), 1104 nucleotides long. RefSeq names its product translocon-associated protein subunit delta-like. The transcript has 6 exons. Bases 83 to 586 code for a protein of 167 amino acids. NCBI's taxonomy places the organism in Eukaryota, Metazoa, Chordata, Actinopteri, Gonorynchiformes, Chanidae. The record is from RefSeq and is a predicted model, not a curated record. Gene Ontology annotation, cellular component: endomembrane system; membrane; endoplasmic reticulum.
CAUCGUCGAGGAGCGGAGGAAUUCAGAGAGUCGUCUUUAUUUAAACUUACUCUCUUUGUUAAACCCUAAAUUUAACAGCACAAUGAUCAAGAUUGCCCUUGUCCUGGCGCUCUUUGCCUGUAUUUGUAAAGGAGAGAGUUGCACCGACCCAGUAAUUUCACCUUCGUCAUACACAACUACUGACGCGGUUAUUGCAUCGGAGACUGUUUUCAUUGUGGAGCUCAGCUUGGCCUGUGCUAAUGGAGCUCAGAGCGUGACUUUAUACGCGGAUGUCAAUGGGAGACAGUUUCCUGUUACAAGAGGCCAGGAUGUCGGCAAGUACCAGGUUUCAUGGAGUCUCCCACACAAGCAGGCCAGUUCAGGAACGUACCAAGUCAAAUUCUUCGAUGAGGAGUCCUACAGCGCCCUGAGGAAGGCUCAGAGGAACAAUGAGAAUGUGGAGACCAUUAAACCUCUCUUUGUUGUCAAUGUGGAUCACAGAGGAGCAUGGAGCGGCCCUUGGGUUUCCACUGAAGUUCUGGCUGCUCUUAUUGGAAUUCUGGUUUACUACUUAGCCUUCAAUGCUAAGAGCACUAUACAGGCCUAAUGACUUACUCUGGAUGACUUCCCUUUGGCAAGAUGGGCGGUGUUAAUUCACUGAGCUACUUGAUUGGUUUUUGUUGUUGUUGUUGUUUGUUUGUUUUGUUUAUUGUUUUUUUUAAAAAAUUUCUCUAAAGCCACAUCGUAAUUUAAAUAAAACGUUUCGAUACAUUUUUUACUGAAACACGAGAUGUAAAUUACCCACUGUACCCAACAUUGUACAUUCUUGAAUGAUGAACAAACGUUAUUCAUUUUGUUAAUUUGUUUUGUGUGUGUGUGUGUGUGUCAGACUAAGUUGUGUGUUCUUGCACUGCUCUGACUGUACCUGUUGGAUGAGGACAUCUUAUCUUUUGACACUUGUAUAACUUGUUGUAAACGCUUCCAGAUGCACAAGGAGAGACUGAAGGUUUAUCAAAACCUGUCCACAACAUGGUUGUCUGAGUCAUAAGUCCAACAGAGCUACUGCACUGACUGGAUGUACAAACUUUUUUGGUUCUGAAACAAAUAAACAUUUUUAAUAUGUAA